UCCUUUCUCUCUCUCUCCCUCUCCCUCUUUCUCUCUCUCUGUCUCUCUCGCUCUCUCGUUAUUAUUAGUACUGAUGAGUAUCUGUUUGUGCCUAGUUGAACAAAUAUAGAUACGAAGCUAGAUUUUUGGGGAAAUUUUGAACUCUUUGUUUUUUAAUUUAUUUAUUCAUAUUCAGGAAUUGUUUUGUUUUUUCGUUGUAUGGAUGUUAUAAAUUGUUUGAUGAUGUAUGUAUGUGUAUAUUGACUUGUGUUCAUUUUGGAUUAUAUUUUUGGUCAAUUUUGUGAGGCCUUGUAUUUGUGAGGUAUAAACUUUUGAUCGGAUUAUGUGCUGAAUCAUGAUAUCUAGAGUUUGUAGGCUAAAAUGUUUAGGACCGGGCGUGUAUACGGUGUUGAAAAUAUGUUGAUCAUAGGUGAAUUCGGAUUUUGGUCAAGUUAUAGUAAACUGUUUAAGUAAAUACGAUUUUACUAUGAAAAUUCAAAUAAUUGUAUAAUUCAGAGGUGAAUACUCGAAGGGUAUACAAGAGCAUAGAUACUGUUUGUUGGAGUGACAAUACCCCAAUUGAAGCUAGGAUAAUUGACAUGCUAAAAUCUGUUCAAGAUUGGUGGCUUUUAAGUUUUUCUAUUUAAGGUUGUUAUCUCAAAGUUUUUAUUUCAUCAGGACUCAUAUGGGUAUAUCUAUUUUUUGACAAUACUAGUCUAUUGGUUAUUAAUAAUUUUGUGUAUUUUCUGGUUAUAAUUGCAACAAUAUUUUGUUUGGUAGUUAUUAAUUAAAAUUUGUUUUGUGGACUGGUGGUUGAAUUAUGUUCCAUGGUUUUCUAUGGUCUGUUUGUUUUCCAGUUCCUCAAUAUGGAUUUACCCAAUUUGAGUUCUAGCCAGCUCUUUGAAUUCUCUACUUUUUAUUUUACAAUAAUAUUUUGCAAUGCUUGGAGGUUUAUCACGAUUUCAGAUGAAAUGGUUUGCACAUUGGAGAAUAUUAUCUUUCAUGUCGGUUGGUAUGGCAUUCAGUUUUCAAACUUUUACAAUUUAUGUCAAACAUCUUGCACAAACGUUAUUUUAUUUGAUAAUUUAGAAACAACAUUUAUUUUUGUGUAUUAUUUGGGUCAAGUUGAUGCACGAAUUUGUAUGAUUGAGGUCAAUUUUUAUGACACUUGCCAUGAGUAAGGCUACAUAUAUGAAGAGCUUUGUACACCCUCUUGAUGCAGGAGCCUUGUACAACAUACGCUGCGUCCAAGUUUAGCUGGAAAUAUCUGUUAUAUAAUCUUGACUUGAAUAGAUCUCAAAACUAAUACUCCAUUGUUGUCCCUGUUAUAUAAUUCUGAAUUUAUUAUCCCCGUGUUUAACUUGUAACAUGCUUUGAGAUCGGGUUUCCCAUAGGAAAACUGCUUGGGGCUUCUUCUAUUUGAAAAUGGGGACGUCACAAUAUGCAUUGUACUCUCCCUAGAACCAGUACAAGUAAAUCUGAAGAGGAAGGCAGGAAGAGCAACUUCCAGUCAAGAAAAUUCGUAGAGAAGGAAAAUAUAAAUUCUUCUCCAAAGGACUCUUCUGAACUUUCAGCUGGCUGGCGGACCCAUGAUCGCAGGUGUGCCGUGUAUCUUUUGACUCCGGAACCUGAUGGACAAUGCAAACUUGUUGCAUUACCUCUGGGAUAUGUAUAUCAUGUUAAUCAGCUGGGUUCCACAACACAGUCUACUGCCGUUGAUUGCCCACAGCCUAAAAAUGGUGACACUGGAAACAAAUUUCUUGUUUCGAAGGAAGAGACAUAUAAGAAAAGGAAUUCAGGAAAGAAGAAGAAAAAGAAAGGAAAGCGUAAGAAAAAGCUUGGAAGAGAAAUUGGCAAAACUGGCUCGGAAAAUGUUCCUGAGUUUGGAGCAUCACGAACUGUUGACAGGAAUGACAUUAAUGAUAGGGUUAUCCCACUUGCUUCAGCAACCAAAUUGGCAGAUUUAUCACCAGAGAAGAGUGGGAAUGAAAAUUGUUCUCAAGGAACAAGUGCGAGAGAUUAUCAGAACACAUCUUGUACUAAGGAGACAGGUGUCUCAAAAUCUCUAACACCCUCUUUGGUUCCAAAUUGUAGUAGAGAUCAUCAUAUAUCUGAGUUUGGUAAUGAAAUACAGACUGCUGGAGUACAGGCCAUGCCAUGUGGAGUGAGUAGUUAUCCUGAUGAAUUUUCAGAGAGACCUGUAUUAUGCUCACCCUCACCCUGUUCUAAUUGUCAAAAGCCAAAUUCUGGGUCCCGUUCAACACUUUGUGAUGAGAAAAAUGAUGACAUCAAACUUUCAACAUCACCCGAACACUGUUUAACACCGUGUGAAGAGAAAAAUGAUAACAUCAAGCUUUCACCGUCACCCGAUUGUGUUGUGCGAGAGGAAUGUCCUGGUAAUAGUUUCAAUCAUACUGUAGCCAAUGAUAUUCAAGAUCUGAAGAAAAACUCUUGUAGGCAGCCGUGUCACUCGGAGAUUCCUGAAAAGAGAGUUAAAAAGAUUAAAAGAGGGACCCAAAAUAUAGGUGUAUGUAAUGUUAGUAGUUUUAGGAACUUGCCUCGUCAUGGUCUGAGGGAAACUGUUCAUUCUGUCUGGCAGAAAGUUCAGAAUAGGGAAGGUUGUAAGCAUAACCGUGACCUAGAAAAUGUGAAUGUCGGUUGCUCACAGUUUUAUAAUGAGUCAAAAAAAUCUUCUACACAUGAAAAACACCUAAAUGCUGUUUGCUGCGUUCUAAAGUCAGAUUCAGCAUUAAAAAAGCAAACAAACAGCAAACUUCUUGCCAAGACGAAACGGAAAAACAAUCUCAGAUCAAAGCUAGAGUUCAACAAUCAUUACAGAAAUGGUUGCGUAGAAGUUGGUGGUAACUCAGAUAUGUGUAAAAGUUCCAAUAUGCAACACGAUGAAUUAUUUGCUAUCCCUAAGCAUAUGAAUGGAGAGACCAGACCAGACAUAGAGUCAACAUCUCAUUCAAAAGUGAAAUUUGGGGAAUUGGGGUCAACUUCAAGGAGAGUUGGAUCUACAAGAAUGAGGCGGCCUGAGAGUUUACAAGCUGGUAUUAAUGAAGCGGAACCACUUGAAAGCUGCUAUGCUAGUACUUCAAAUUUGAUUAAUCAUACGCACGAUAGUGGAACCCGAUAUUCUCUGACCUCAUCAAGCUCUUUGAACAUACCAGAACGGCUUGAAAACUUUUCAGAUAUACAGCUUAAUACACAUGUAGAACUCAGAGAUAUCAAAGCAGAUGAAAAUUCUUUUGCACCUUCAUAUCACAGUAAAGACUUUGGCUCUGGACCUGUAUGGCCGAAAUGGGAACCCACAAGAAAUGCAGGUUUUGAGGACUUGAAUGUACAUGGUUCUUUGUCAAUGGUGAAGAUUGACGAAGCAAGUGGUGAAACUAGGAAUCAGAAAAACAUUAUACAAGAUGAUUUGGUUGCCGACUUAUGUAGCUCUCUUUGCGCAGAAAGUUCUGGUUCAGCAUACAGCCAAACUGAUGUUAAGAGUCCCCCUCUGAAAAAUGUGGUCCAAGUUGAGGAUUAUGGGAAUCGGAAUGUGUCCAUUGUUAAAGAAUAUGGUAAAAGUGCAAACUGCUUUACCCCUGGAUCCAGCAACCAGCAAAUUUUGACUCCAGAUAAAACUUCAAGCAAGUUGUGUUCUGCAGUGAUCGAUUCUUACAGGGCACAAGUAGCCUCCGAAGCUAUUCUGUUAGCUACAGGUAUUCCAAUUGCCGAGUUUGAGAAAUUUUUACAUUCUGCUUCUCCGGUGAUCUGUACAUCACUAACUACUGUGAACUGUCAGAAAUGUUCGCAUAAUAUUUUUCAUGCAUUUCUGUGCGAACAUGAGGUGCCAAAUAUCAGUUUGGGUAAAUUGUGGCAGUGGUAUGAGAAACAUGGAAACUAUGGUUUAGAAGUAAAGGUAGAUUGUGAAAAUUCAUGUAGACUGGGUAUUGAUAGCAGAACUUUUCGUGCAUAUUUUGUACCAUACCUGUCUGCCAUUCAGUUGUUCACCAAAAGUAAGGACCUUCGUUGUGGAAGUGGGAUCCCUGCUGCUUCUGCUACGGAAAAAGCUGAGAUGGUUAAAUCAUCAGAAAUAUCUAAUAUCAGUCACCUACUUUCCUUACUUGUUCCUCAGCCGCGGGAAAGUGAAAGCUUGUUGGCACCAGAGGCGCAAUUGUGUUUUAAGCCAUCUUCAGGAUCUUUCAUUGAGGACGUAUCUGUCUCACCAGCUGACAGUGGACGGUCUGAUGAGUUGGAGAUUCUUUUCGAAUAUUUUGAAUCUGAUCAGCCUCAAAGAAGAAGACCCUUAUAUGACAUGAUUAAUGAGCUGGUUAGAGGCAAUGCAUCAUCAAGAGGUAAAGUGCUAGGAGAUGGGGCUAUUUUGAACUCUGUGAGUAUCUGUGAUCUUCACCCUGAGUCAUGGUACUCAGUGGCAUGGUAUCCCAUUUAUAGGAUACCAGAGGGUAAUUUCCGUGCAGCUUUCUUGACCUAUCAUUCACUUGGUCACUUGGUUCAAAGACAGACUGUUUCUGAUUCUGCUUGUAUGGAUGCAUCUGUAGUUAGUCCUGUUGUGGGCCUUCAGAGCUACAAUACUCAGGGAGAAUGUUGGUUCCAGCAAAGGCACUCUAAAGAUGUUGUGAACUCUGAUCCUGCUAGAAUAUUGAAAGAGCGGUUGAGGACUCUAGAGCAAACUGCAUCUCUGAUGGCUAGAGCUGUUAUAGCGAAAGGGAACGAGACCACCGUAAAUAGGCAACCUGACUAUGAGUUCUUUCUUUCUAGACAAUCAUGUUAAAGCAAAGAUAUAGUUGGAGCAACUUCAAACUGACUGUAUAGUGUUUUGCUUCAGUGGUGGAAUGGCAUCUCCUCCACUUAUGCAUAGAUCUUAAGGUUUUCAGUCUUCCUGUUCUGAAAAGUUAGAUUAUAAAAAGAAGUGUAGCUGAUUUGUUCAGUAAACCCAGGAAAGUCCUUUUCAUAGCAUUUAAGUCAGUACUGCAGUUAAUGUAAUGUGUAGAUUCUUUGCUUUAUAGAUGGUGCUUAUAUAAAUCUUACUUGACAUAA
This is a messenger RNA of Daucus carota subsp. sativus, 5028 nucleotides long. RefSeq lists its product as uncharacterized. NCBI's taxonomy places the organism in Eukaryota, Viridiplantae, Streptophyta, Magnoliopsida, Apiales, Apiaceae. The record is from RefSeq and is a predicted model, not a curated record. The coding region runs from base 1421 to 4762 and encodes 1113 amino acids. The transcript is spliced from 8 exons.